AUGGCUCUAGUACCUGUCUCGACAAGAAAUCGUAUUAAUCCAAUACCACUGAUAAAUGUUCAACAACCAACAGGAUCGGAUCCUAUUUAUGAUCAAGUUGAACUCUGCAAUGAUCCAAAUUGUCCAGUAUGUCGAGCUCAACGACAUCAUACACAUCAUAAACGACAUAAUCAUCAUCAUCAUCGUCGUCAUCGAAAACAUAGGACACAUUUUUGGAAUAAUCUUUUCCCAAGAGCCGAAUCAGCAUCAUCGACUGUUACAAUUCAUAGUAUUGAAUUAAAUGAGCGACGUCCUCACUAUAAUUCGUAUGUAAAUGAACGGGCUAUUGUUCCUGUUAAUCAAACAGAACGACAAGUGGUAACAACAACAACAAGACCAAGACGUUUUGCAGAAGAUAAUUAUGUACGAGAGGCAUGGACAGAUGACCCAACGAAUGACGAUGAAAUUAUUUGUUGUCGAGCAAACAAUGGUUGCCGAUGUCCAUGUUGGUGUUGUAUUAUACCUAUUAUUAUUUUUGUUAUACUUAUCAUCGUUUUAAUUGUUCUUUUAGCUACACUUCUUUGA
Messenger RNA from Rotaria socialis, 564 nucleotides. Lineage: Eukaryota; Metazoa; Rotifera; Eurotatoria; Philodinida; Philodinidae. The record is from the annotation of a GenBank genome assembly.